AUGAAUCUAGCAUUUGUCAUUUCAUACCAAAAGACACGCAAGCGGCGCAGCGUUCGAUUACGUGCUGCCGCGCUCUCUGGCUGCCUCUACCUUUCCUUUCCAUUUGUUGUAAAGGAAAUGGAGCUUGGACGCAUUAAGUUAGAGAUUCCGGAUCCGCUGGAUGAUUUGUUCCCCUCAAAACGUGGUCGGUUAAUAAUUGAACGGUUUCAUGAGAUCCUCGACAAGUAUGGCUUUGAUUUCGAGCUGCCAACACCGAUUGUCGUUCGGGAUUCAGGUUGUGAGCAGCUAGUUGUGGUAGUUUAUGAAUUGAACAGUCCUCCAUCCUUGCUCCUUGCUACGAUUCUCUGCUUUUUCGGGAGUCUACGAAAAACACAGCUGUCAUUUUAUUUUUAUCCUACUCUCAUAAUUCACUCACCGAAAUAUUUCUCCACCAAAAUUAUAUCAUGUCACAAGUGCGUCCCUCUAAAUGCCGUUUAUUUCGGUAAUAUACAAGGAGGUGUGUUUUUUAAUCAUUGGGAGAUCUCUUAUGGCAAGAUGAGCUCCAAUAACAAAGGUGGUGGCAAAAGUUGCAGGAAAAGGAACGGAUGUAUUCUGGCGGACUUUUUAUAUGAUCAAAGCGAAAUAUUAAAUAUCCGUUUUGAGAAUCGCGAAACUAUGAGUUCCAGUCGCUCUUUUGAGCAACAUUUUUCUGAUAAGAAGUGCUAUGGAAUCGCUUACUACGAAAUCGGGAUUCGCCUACCUUUCAUACGUCGAAUAGUGGUGGAUUGUACAGCUCCAGCUACUAAUGAUGAAAACUACAAACGUAUUUAUUUUGAACUCAACUGCCCUGUCAUUGUGCGGAGAGGCUUCCGCUCCCUGAACGAAAGGAAAGAUGGAAUGAAGCGCGUUAGGUGGCGAACUAUCUGCAGAGGACGCACCGCAAACGAUGUGCCUCAUGAUCUCGCUAUUGCUGACAGCCCCAUCUUCGCAGUUGAAUUUGAGUCGUUGCAGCUUGUCACCUUAUAUGAAAUUCUCUCUCGAUUUCGCAUGCGAAGCGGUGUUGGAAUUGAAUUUGCCAGUUAUCCGAUGGUCGACGUCCUGUACCACAUCGAUAACUGCCCUUAUUCGCGUUGGACAAGGGACAAUUCGUGUGUUAAUGCUGCCACAUCACCCGAAGAAACCAUAUUCAAAAAAUUCUUGGCCAAGGCAGUUAGAGAAGAAGACGUUAGCUACGACCGAUCGAAAUACAAAGACAGGCCUGAAUGGGUGAAGGAUAUCGUGAAAGAGCGCAAGUUCUCUCUAACAUACCUCAUCGAGUGCUUGAUUUCGAGAGGUGCAGUUGUGAAGGACCAGCUUUUAUUGGAUGUAGCAACAUGGAGAGAUUUUCUAACUGUUGUGAGCUGCUGCUACCUCAGGAAUAGAGAAGUGUGUCUCUCUGCUCUUGAGCGUAUUAUCACAAUGAUUGAUGGAAAGAAAAGAUUAGGAUCUGUUACUUUGACCCUGUUGAAUGAGUUUGAAGAAGAAUGCAAACAAGGAAUAACGUCAGAACUUUCGCCAGAGGAGAACAAAUUUGGCUAUCGGAAAGUGCGAAAACUCGUGAUUACUCCAACUCGCAUAAUUUACGUGGUGCCUGAAACUUUAAUGGCAAAUCGGGUGUUGAGAGGGUACGACCAUGACGGAACAAGAGUGCUACGCGUCAGUUUCAGGGAUGACGACAACCAGCCGAUGCGUUCAUUUAAAACUUCCGAAUACUUGAUCAAAACUACGCUAAGGAAUGCCAUGAUCAAGGGAAUAGAAAUAGCUGGGAGAAAUUUCGGCUAUUUGGGCAACUCCAACUCUCAGAUGCGAGACGGGGGAGCGUAUUUCAUGGAGAAGUACUCAUACCGUCAAUGGUUGGAGUACAAAAAUCAGCAUGGAGAGCUACCGCCACCGACAUGGCAACCGAAAAUUGACCAUGUCCGUCUUAGCUUGGGGAGCUUCAAAAGAAUGGAAAACAUCUACAAGUUGAUGGCGCGGCUUGGCCAGUGCUUCACGCAGAGCAAGGAGUCGAAUGUAGUUUUUGAAAGAAGUGAGUAUUGUGUCAUACCUGAUGUUGUCGGUGGAUGCAACAAAGCAGGGGACAGUUACAUAUUUAGUGACGGAGUUGGUAUGAUGAGCAAGGGUUUUGCGCAACAAAUUGCGGCUGAUAUGAUGCUGGGGAAAUGUCUGCCGAGCUGCUUCCAGUUCCGAUUUCGUGGGAUGAAAGGAGUUUUAGCUGUAAAUCCGUUAUUAGAUGAUGUCGCAUCUUGGGCAGUGAACAACGGUUUAAGCAAGGAAGACCAUUUUUUUGGCAGUUGGGUCUUGAAAAUGGUUUUUCGAGAGAGUCAAGUCAAGUUCUUAACAGAUCGUGGAGAGAAGGAAUCUAUAGAGAUUGUGAAGUACUCGGGUCCAUCCGCCGUUGCUCUGAACAAGCCUCUCAUAUCUAUCCUUGACCAGGUGUCGGAGAUGCAGUCACACGAGUGUCACAUCAGAGUGACUAACAGAAUCGAACAAUUGGCCGAGGAGCACUUAAGGAGUCUCGCUCGAUCGCUACUGUACGAGAAGGAGUGCAGAAAUACACUAAAGGAACUCCCUCUACGAAUACACAUAGAUCGACUGUCCGUAGUGGCUGGAUUCAGUCUGAGUACUGAGCCCUUCUUUCGUUCUUUGGUGAAAGCUAAAGCCAAUUAUUUCAUCGUGAAGCAUAUGCGUAGACAGCAGUUCCCUAUUCCAAAUGACAAGGCGAGAACCAUGUUUGGCGUCUUCGAUGAAACAGGGCAACUGCAGUACGGUCAGGUAUUUGUGCAAUACACGGUGCACAUUAAUCUGAGAAAUCCUCCUAUAUCUGCCUCGAGGAAAGUGCUGACCGGGAAAAUUAUGCUGACCAAAAGCCCUUCGUUGGUAGCGGGUGAUGUUCGGAUUUUCGACGCUAUCGAUGUUCCCGAUCUCCAUCACUUCUGCGAUGUGAUAGUUUUCCCACAACAUGGGCCUCGACCUCAUCCGGACGAAAUGGCAGGAUCAGAUCUCGAUGGUGAUGAAUAUGCAGUCAUUUGGGACGAGGAAUUAAUGUUAGAGAAGAGCGAAGAGGCUUUUGACUACACUGCUGAAAAGGCGGAACAAAAGCCCAUUAACAAAGAGACAAUGAGUGAAGAAAUGGUGGAUUUCUACACUAACUACAUUAUCCAAGAUUCAAUAGGUGUAAUUGCCAAUUCUUUCCAGUUCCAGUCGGAUCUUUACGGAGUUAAAUCGGAGAUUUGCGGGGCUUUGGCAAGAAAAUAUUCUCAAGCGGUAGAUUUUCCGAAGACUGGGCGUGCUCCAUCGCCUCUAACCAGGGACUGGUCAGCGGAUGGCAAACCGCCUGAAAAACAUGAACGGCAGCCUGACUACCAUUUCACAAACGAUUUCCGCUUUCCAUCAUACAGAAGUGAAAGACUACUUGGGAGUGUUUACAGAAAUAUUAGAGCUCUCGAUGACGUGCGCAAAAUGUCACAAGACGAAGGGUGGCCUGCAUUAGAAUGUGACGAAUACAUUGUUGUAGAUGGUUGGACGGAUGCUUUGGAACUUGCGAAUUAUGAACUAAGCCGUUAUAACGGACGGCUUCGGGUCAUAAUGGAACACUACAGCAUUAAGUCUGAAGCAGAAGUGUUCUCCGGUUGUUUUCUCGAGAUUCGACAUCGCAUUUCGGAUCGCGAUCAGGACGAUAUGUCUUUUUUCACCACGAAUGAUAUCAUUGAGAUGAAGAUCACGGAACUCUUCCGGAGUUUCAGGGAGGAGUUUUUCGAAGAGUUUGGAGGGUGGACCAACUGCUUGGAGCAAGUUAGUAAUCCGUAUGAAGUGCUAGGGAAUGUUCUGAAUCACCACACUAACAAUCCAUCUUUGCGGAUGCAGAAGAAAGCUGUCGCAUACUAUCGCGCAUGUUACGAGCUGGCGAAAAAAAGCGGCGAACUGCUUUUAUCCUUUGCAUGGUUGGCAUACGAUGUUCUAGCCGUGGUGAAACAGCGAAAUAUAGUCAAGGAUGAGAAUUACUGUCCGUCAACAUUUCCCCUAUUCGAAAUCCUUUCAUCUCAGCUGGAUAUCUACUACAAACAGAAUGAAGAGAAACUGAGUAUCUUUGUGCAGUAUGUCGCUAUGAACUCACAUCUACGCCGCUACAUUCAGUGUUAUCCCGGGUUAGAUCGCAUAUUGUUCGUGGUCGCUAUGUGGGCUGUUCGUAAUCGUUUGGUGGUCGGAUGUCUCCACUUCGAACACUUGUGUAUACUACUAGUUUUAUUCGCCACUGGUAGAAUUGCCGGCUCUAUGAACAUAUUUCAACCUCUGUUGGACGUGCUCGACGGGGCAGAAAUCGAAGGUAACGAGCCUAUUGCACCAACCAGUGAGCAGUAUGUUCACAUGCUCGUGUCAUUCUAUGAGUACUUGGCGUCGAGGGAGUUCAGAAAGCUUCCACAUCUGUCCUUUACUAGUUUGGGAUGCUCCUCAAUAUUUUUGCGAGGACAGUGGCUGCCCAUACAUGAAGCAGCUGUGAGAACAUAUUAUAAUCUAGUGUUCAACAUGCAGUUUGGAGAACUGACAGAUAUGGAACACAUUGAUCCCUCAAGAGAUAUAUCAAGUCAGGAGUGGGACCCAUUUGUUGUAGAAUUACCAGAAGAUAUAAAUGAGCAGCUGAUGAAGUUACGCAUUGUGGAAAAGACCGGUGUAACAGAUUUGUCUAUUCGUCGUCGUUCAGGAGCGAAAAGUGGAGCAUGGUUUACUGUUUCUGCACGUGGAACAGUGCACAGUCUAUGUGAACUCAGAGAUCUCCUCACUGCAAAGUCCCUCAUUAAGACUCCCAACCUUGAUGAAUAUCGGUUGUGGACGAGACGAUGUGGAGAGAUGAAUAUCGGCAACAAUAGUUUUUCUGUACACAUAAUAAUGAGUAUUCUACACAUUUCAUUACGGUGCAAAUGCCGCAAACGAUUGCGUUCGCUGUAG
Messenger RNA from Necator americanus (New World hookworm), 4965 nucleotides. RefSeq lists its product as uncharacterized. Bases 1 to 4965 code for a protein of 1654 amino acids. The record is from RefSeq and is a predicted model, not a curated record. The transcript has 43 exons. Gene Ontology annotation, cellular component: nuclear RNA-directed RNA polymerase complex. Lineage: Eukaryota; Metazoa; Nematoda; Chromadorea; Rhabditida; Ancylostomatidae. Gene Ontology annotation, biological process: siRNA processing. Gene Ontology annotation, molecular function: RNA-directed RNA polymerase activity.